AUGAUUACAUUACAGCUAGAGCUGGAACUGUGGGACACCGCGGGUCAGGAGGACUUUGACCGACUGAGGCCACUGUCCUAUCCGGACACUGACGUACUGUUGCUAUGUUUCAGUAUAGUGUCGCCCGACUCGUUGUCCAACGUGUUUGAGAAAUGGGUGCCGGAAGUGAAAAAGUUUUGCGAAGACGUGCCCAUCGUAUUGGUCGGCACCAAACGCGACCUCCGCUCCGACCCUCAAGUGGUGGACAGUUUGCAACGACAACAGCAAAAGCCCAUCAGUUUUAUCGAC
Messenger RNA from Medioppia subpectinata, 288 nucleotides. Lineage: Eukaryota; Metazoa; Arthropoda; Arachnida; Sarcoptiformes; Oppiidae. The record is from the annotation of a GenBank genome assembly.